Molecule: messenger RNA, 1434 nt
Organism: Aspergillus glaucus CBS 516.65
Lineage: Eukaryota; Fungi; Ascomycota; Eurotiomycetes; Eurotiales; Aspergillaceae
Product: putative MFS efflux transporter
Exons: 3
Coding region: 1-1434 (477 amino acids)
Biological process (GO): transmembrane transport
Molecular function (GO): transmembrane transporter activity
Source: RefSeq, a predicted model, not a curated record
AUGUCCGAAUCAAAUGAGAAUACUCCUCUGCUUCCCCAAUAUUCCGUCUUCACUCCGUCCCAGAAACGUCUCCUCAUCCUCACUGCGGCUCUAGCAUCGAGCUUCUCUCCCUUCUCGGCUAAUAUCUACUAUCCCUCGAUCAACUCCAUCGCCCGAGAUCUCCAUGUCUCCAGUUCGCAGAUAAACCUCACCAUCACCACCUACAUGAUUUGCCAAGGCCUUGCCCCGGCCUUUAUGGGCUCCCUAGCCGACCAAGCCGGUCGUCGCCCAGCUUACCUCCUCUGCUUUAUCAUCUACAUCGCCGGUAACAUCGCUCUUGCCCUACAGCACAGCUACCCAGCCUUGCUUAUCCUCCGCGCCGUGCAGAGCUGCGGGAGUAGUGGCACCGUAGCGCUAGCAUCCGCCGUUGCCGCAGAUGUAAUAACUUCUGCCGAACGGGGUAUGUAUAUGGGAAUUGCGUCGUUGGGAAAUAUCCUUGCGCCGUCACUGGGGCCAAUACUGGGUGGUGUGCUGAGUCAGUAUCUGGGAUGGCAGGCGGUGUUCUGGUUUUUGGGGGUUAUGGCGAUGUUGUUUUUUGUGCCACUGGUUGUAUUUUUCCCCGAGACUUGUCGGAGGAUCGUGAGGGAUGGGUCUGUUCAGGCGAGGGGUUGGAACCGGUCGGUUUUCAACUGGUGGAAGGGGCGUGGCCACUCUUUAGGGAAUGAGAGUGAUGGUGAGCUUCGUCGUCCGAAGAUAACAUUUCCGAAUCCGCUUGGUACGCUGCGCCUUCUAUUUCAUCGUCCUACCGGUUUUGUGCUUCUGGCAAAUGGCAUCAUCUAUGCCAGCUACUAUUCCGUCACCGCUGGACUACCGGCACAGUUCCAUGAGAUGUAUGAUCUACAAGACCUUGGUAUUGGUCUAAGCUUCAUUCCAGCUGGAUUAGGCUCGCUGUUCAGCGCUACAGUGAACGGAAUUCUAGUGGACUGGAACUAUCGCCGCAUGAGAAUGAAGAUGGGAUUACCAAUAACCAGGGACCAGAAGCAAGACCACGGUGAAUUCCCAAUCGAGCGGACCAGAUUGCAAAUCGGCUUGCCUAUGAUGCUCGCAGCAGCAGCAACUGUCGGAUCCUACGGCUGGAUUCUCUCCCUACACCCACCACUAGCUAUCAGUCUAACACUGAUCUUCCUCAUAUCACUUUUUAUAACAGCCGCGUACAACGUUCUCAACGUCCUCAUCGUCGACCUGUACUAUACCACGCCCGCGACAGCCAUGGCGGCGAAUAACCUGGUGCGGUGCUUUUUGGGCGCUGCAGCGACGGCGGUAGUGCACCCAUUGAGUAUUCGGUGGGGAAUUGGAUGGACGUAUUCGGCCGUUGGGAUGGCGAUGGUGCUGGCGAUUCCGUUGUUGGGGCUGGUUCAUUCAAGGGGAUUACAGUGGCGGGUUUGUAGAGAAUGA